Molecule: messenger RNA, 2106 nt
Organism: Exserohilum turcica Et28A
Lineage: Eukaryota; Fungi; Ascomycota; Dothideomycetes; Pleosporales; Pleosporaceae
Exons: 1
Coding region: 1-2106 (701 amino acids)
Biological process (GO): spliceosomal complex disassembly
Cellular component (GO): U2-type post-mRNA release spliceosomal complex
Molecular function (GO): nucleic acid binding
Source: RefSeq, a predicted model, not a curated record
AUGGAUGCCGAGGGAGGCAAGCGGAAGCACAGCUUCAGGCAGCAGCCCAACAAGCGCGCAAAGGCCGAGGAUGGCAGCGCGCUCAAGACGGGCUUUGGCGCCAAGAUGCUGGCCAAAAUGGGCUACAAGGGCGAGGGAGGUCUGGGAAAGGAGGGUGGCGGUAUCGCGGAGCCCAUCCAGGUGGUGAAUCGCGGCACCAAGGGAGGAAUUGGCUCCGUGGCGGAGAAGAGCGAGCAACAGAAGCGCGAGGAGCGGCGCAAGGCUGAAGAGAGGGGCGAAAAGUAUGUCGACACGUCCGAGGAGGAGCGCGAAGAGAGGAAGAAGAGAAAGGCAAAGGCCAGAGGCGAGGCGCGGACCGCAGCCCCGCGACCCAAGAAGACGCUGUACGAGCUGGAGGCUGCUGGGAUGCAUGUCCCGCCUGUGCUGCAGUCCAUCAUCGACGCGACAACAGGCACGUCCACGCCCACGUCCGGCGUGUCGCUGCGCGGACCCGACAUUGUGCCAUUCGAAAACUCGCUACAGGCCCGCGUGCGGAGAGACCUGGCCAGCUUCUCGGAAGCCUUUGAACAACUGCAGAUUGAGUCGCAGUCGAUCCCGCCCCAGGAGUAUGCGCUGCAAAAGGAACUCGAGGCGUUGGAGCGCCAAAUGGACGAGCUCGAGGACCUGCACGCACGGAUCCAGUCAUUGCGUGCUGUGUCGUUUGAAGACGUCUGCAAAGGGCUGAAGAGCCUGCGCGCCGCAUAUCCCUCCAAGCCACUGCAUCGCGAGUCCAUUGCCCUCCUGCACCCACACUUUGCCAAGGCCGUCGCAUCAUGGGACCCGCUCGAGGACGCGUUGGAAGACAUGGCAGCAGCCUUUUCGGAAAUGGCCGACAUCAUACAGCCCCGAAGCAGGAGAAUUGUAUCCCAGGCCUACACGCAUCCUUCCGAAGCGCUGGUUAGUCGCAAUGCAAUCGAAGAGGAGGACACAAUCAAGCGCGGAACUACAUCGUCAUACGAGUCUAUGAUGCUGAAGCUGUGGCUCCCUACCAUGAGCUCAGCCGUAACGCAAUGGGACGUCAAGCAUCCACGGCCCAUGGUGCAUCUGGUCGAGGUGUGGGCGCCAGUGUUACCGCCCUUUAUCAGCAAGAGAGUGCUGGAGCAGGUGACACGCAAGCUGUCUACGUCUAUUCACGAAUGGAACCCUCGCAAGUUCAAGAAAAGCCCACACACGUGGGUCAUGGAGUGGCUGCCGUUCCUCAAGCCCGCCGAUCUGGACCCCAAGGGAUCAGGACUGGUUGCAGAGAUUAAGCGCAAGAUCCGGCACGCCCUACAGUCUAUGGAUAUCUCCAGGGGCCCGUUACCAGGAAUGGAGCAGUGGCGGAGGCUGUUUGGCGAGAGUGAGUUUGAGCACAUGCUUACGUCGCAUCUCGUCCCGCGCUUAGCCGCCCAUCUGCGAGACAACUUUGAGGUCAACCCUGCUGAGCAAGACCUGGCGCCGUUGGAGGCCGUGUUUGCAUGGAAGGGGCUCAUAUCGAACGAGACUAUUGGAGAGCUGCUCAAGACGCAGUUCUUCCCCAAGUUCCUGGAAAUUGUGCACCAGUGGCUGUCGAGCGAGGAGGUGGUGUUCAAGGAGGUGGAGACGUGGCUUGCGUGGUGGAAGAAUGACAUUCUGCAGGAUGACAUGAACGACCUGCCGUCUGUUGCUUCGGGCUGGAAUGAGGCGUACGCUCUUAUCAACCAGGCGCUGGAUCUGGGCGAGGCGAGGCUGACUGAUCUGCCGGCGCCGCAGAUGGAGAGCACCGAGGCGUCUGCAGAGAGCGCUCGACUGUCCAAGUCCACCGCCAAGGAGCCGCCCCGUCCGGCGCCGCAAGUGCAAGAGGCAACGUUCAAGGACGUGGUGGAGGAGUUUUGCGCAGAGGAGAAUCUGCUCAUGAUCCCGCUGCGCGAGGCACACGACCAGACGGGGCUGCCUCUGUUCCGCAUCACAGCAAGCGCUACGGGACGGGGGGGUGCAGUGGCGUACCUCAAGGGCGAUGUGUUGUGGGUGCAGAACAAAAAGGACAAGAGUGUGUGGGAGCCGACGGGGUUGGACCAAGCACUGAUUGCCAAGGCCGAGGGCAAGUGA